ACCAUCCCCACUCAAUUAGCAGCUCAGCUUCAUUCAUCACCCACCUUCCCCUCGCCACUCCCCCACUCAUCUCACGAGCAAAUCCAAGAACAAGAGGAUCAUCAAGCGGUGGUGGUUCUGAGGAUCCCGACCGCCCAUGGAGAAGUGCAGGUCGGUGCCGCACGAUCACUCGUCGGCGUACUACGGCUGCGGCGGCGGGUACGACUACGAGGACGUCGGCGGCGGCGGCGGCGCCGGGCAGGGCAAGUCGUACAGCUUCAACGGGCCGAGCGCCCGCGAGGACCCGGAGGCGAAGCGGCGGCGGAGGGUGGCGGCGUACAACGUCUUCGCCACGCAGGGCCGGAUCAAGACCACCGUCCGCAGCAGCGUCAAGUGGCUCAAGUCCAAGUUCUCCGACAUCCGCUACGGCGGCCUCUGAAGCAUGAACCCACUGCAAAUCCGUAAUCCCACACCCCACAUACAUGAUAUAUAUAUUAUAUAUGAUGCUCAUAUGCAUCUGCACGCAGAAGAAGUUGUAUGCAUGCUAAGAUAGUUGCUGCAUAUAUGGAGGUACUGUGUACAUGCUAUGUUUAUGUAGGCAUGUGUGCAUGUAUGAACUGUGUAUGUGUGUCAUCUCAGGUUACUGUGUGCCUGCUUUUCUAGAUCUGUCUGUGUGUUCUCGGUUUGCUAUGUGAGGAAAGAAAUGGUGGUUGUACUCUGCUUGAAUGUUAAAUCUGCAAAUCAAGUUGUACCA
Molecule: messenger RNA, 733 nt
Organism: Setaria italica (foxtail millet)
Lineage: Eukaryota; Viridiplantae; Streptophyta; Magnoliopsida; Poales; Poaceae
Exons: 1
Coding region: 137-418 (93 amino acids)
Source: RefSeq, a predicted model, not a curated record